GAUACUUGAUUUGAAAAAAAAAUACAAUUCAACUUGUUUCAGUUCAAUCCAAUAUUUUUCAGUUGUGGAAGCAGGCGACCAAAGUGGCCUGUGAAGAAAUAAAUAAGAGAUUGGAGCCAAUAAGGGCUGAAAUGCCAGACGCUACGUGGGAAGAGGUGGUUCAUGCGGCUACCAUCAAACACGUUGAUUUACAUGCCAGCUGCUUAUACAAAUCGGGGGACAUACCAAACUAUGAUGUGAAUGCAGCUUGUGUGGUGGAAAUUGAGAUUGAUGUUCUGACUGGUGAGAAACAGAUAAUACGCUGCGACAUCCUGGAAGACGCCGGAAAAAGUUUGAAUCCACAAGUUGACAUCGGACAGAUUGAAGGUGCCUACGUCAUGGGUCUCGGCUACUAUCUCACUGAGCAGAUUGUUUUCGAUCCGGAUACUGGCAAACUGCUUACUGACCGAACCUGGACAUACAAGCCACCCGGAGCCAAAGACAUUCCAAUUGAUUUUCGAAUAACUUUGCUGAAGAAUGCUGGUAAUCCAGGAGGAGUUUUCAGGUCAAAAGCUACCGGAGAGCCAGCCAUUAAUUUGAGUGUGAAUGCCACGUUUGCGAUUCGCAGAGCUUUGGAAUCAGCUCGUAAGGAUGCCGGCUCCACUGAGGAAUGGUUUACAUUGAAGAACCCAGUUACUUGUGAAAGAGUCUGGCUGGAGGGAUCAACAGCAAUGAAAGAUAUGAUUAUUUAAAGUAGGUUAUCAUUUUUAAUCUUAAGUAUCUCAUAAUAUUCUAUUUCAAUUUAUAAUUUAUCUAAUCAAAGGCUUUCUGCAAUAGAUAUGGAUAUUAUUACAAAUCAUAUUAAUGUAUUAAUUAAUAAUUUCAAUAUAUAUUUUAAUCGAAUUUAAUUUUCCAAUUCAAACGUAAGUUUUGAUGGCUUUAAAAGUGACCUUUUACUAUUUUCUUUCAUUGUCAUCUAGUGUCUAGUGAUUGCAAUUAUUUGAUUUUUUUUCAAGUCUCAUUGAACAAAUUACAUUGACAGUUUUUAAUGUAAUAAAUAAAGUCCGUCUAUAAUGU
Nilaparvata lugens (brown planthopper) is the source of this 1056-nucleotide messenger RNA. Its product is annotated as indole-3-acetaldehyde oxidase. The transcript has 7 exons. The record is from RefSeq and is a predicted model, not a curated record. Bases 132 to 731 code for a protein of 199 amino acids. Lineage: Eukaryota; Metazoa; Arthropoda; Insecta; Hemiptera; Delphacidae. Gene Ontology annotation, molecular function: iron ion binding; oxidoreductase activity.